Messenger RNA from Contarinia nasturtii (swede midge), 1984 nucleotides. Its product is annotated as DEAD-box ATP-dependent RNA helicase 20-like. The transcript has 2 exons. The record is from RefSeq and is a predicted model, not a curated record. The coding region runs from base 54 to 1910 and encodes 618 amino acids. Lineage: Eukaryota; Metazoa; Arthropoda; Insecta; Diptera; Cecidomyiidae. Gene Ontology annotation, molecular function: RNA binding; ATP binding; RNA helicase activity.
UUGUGAGGUUCGCUUCUUAUGUAAAGUAAAGCAUAAACAAACCGAAUAAAAAAAUGUUGUUGGCGAAGCGUUCACCUCUCUUUCUUAGCAUAAAGUUCAAUGAGUUUAGUGGUUUACAUGCUACAGUAAGCAGUCAAAUUAUACGUAAAUUUGCCUCGAGAAAUUCCAAUAAUCGCAAUAAAAAUAGACCGCAAAUUACAGUCACUGCGAAAAAUGAAUUUGUGACACAUAAAUUAAAUUCGUCUAUUGCAACACAUUUGAAACGGCAACAGAAAUUGUGGAACGAUUUUCAAAAAGACGAACAAAGAGAAUAUCAAAUGCGGGAAACUGAUUAUUAUUUAAAUAAAAAUACGGGCAAGCUCGAACACACACGGCCCCACAAAAUGGGAAAAAAUAUUGAAAGCAAAAAACAAGUAACAACAGUCUCCGAUGAAGCAGAAAGUGAUGAAGAUGACCUCAGUGAUUGUGAUUCGGAUGACUGCAGCCUGGACGAUUUGGAAACACCGAAUUGGGAUGACAUGAAAUUGGUUGAAAUAAAUAAGAAUUUUUACAAGCCCAGUGAACUAACACAGAGUCGAUCUCAAGUAGAAAUUUCGAAUUUUAAAUCGAAAAUGCAUAUUAAACUCGGAUCUAUAGAUCAUUAUAGUGCUCCAAAGCCAAUUUUCCAGUUUUCUGAACUCAGUGAUCUAUCGCAAAAAAUAGUCGCCAAGCUUGAUGACAAUUUUCAUGAAUUUACACCAUUUCAAUCACAAGCAAUUCCGCUGGCGUUAUCUGGAGCUAAUAUGAUUGCAACUUCUCAGCCAAGGACUGGAAAAACUUUGGCAAUGCUUUUGUCAGCUAUAAUUCAUAUAUCGUAUCAGCCACGUCUAAAACCAGAUGAGGGCCCAGUUGCUGUGAUUUUGACAUUGACAGAAGAAAUGGCUGAGCAAAUUCAACAGUUGGCGAAUAUUUUCUGCAAUGAUGCAAAGAUCAAAUGUACAGUUGUUUGUGACGAUAUCAACCAAACUCAAACACAUAUAAAGCCAAUCGAUGUUGGUGAACUUCUAAUAACCACGCCAUAUCAUUUGUACGAAAUUCUUCGUACAAAAUCAAUUAGUAUGGAAAGAUGUUCGCAUUUUGCAUUAUACGAGGCAGAUAAAAUGCUUCAUAUGUGUUUAGAUGACGAAAUUUUGCAAAUUGAAUCACAAAUCCGGCCAGAUUGCCAAAGGCUCAUUUGGAGCUCAAUGUGGACAAGUGAAUUGAAGAAACUCAUCAUAGAUGACCAUGUUCGAUUGGAUGUGGGUUCUUCAGAAGUUGAACAAAACCUUGAAAAUAUAAAACAAAUUGUUAAAUUAUCCGAUGAAAAGCAAAAAGAGGCUCUAUUAAUUGAUGUGAUCGAUUUAAUAUUGUCUGAGAGUGUCAAACAAAAAAUACUCAUAUUCACCGAUACUCCAAAUAAAGCUGAUAAAAUUGCAAAAAUAUUACAGACAAAAGGUUAUCACAGUAAAUCGUUGCAUAACAGAAAAUCGACCACACAACAAAAUGCAAUUUUGUUCGAAUUUCAGAGCGAGGCAUUUCAGUUUUUGAUAUUAACAGAUUUAGCGGCGAAAAAUAUCAAUUUUGGCAACAUAUCACAUGUGGUGAAUUGUGAUAUGCCACUGUCUAUAUCAGAUUAUGUAAAUCGUGUUAGUCGUACAAAUCGGCCGGGAACGUCAUAUUCAAUCGUCACAGAAGAAGAUGGAGACUUGGUCGAUGAUUUAAUUGCAACAUUACAAAACGCACAUCAGUCAAUCCCUCCACCAUUAUUUAUAUUGAAAGCAGCCAAUGCGAGUCCCGAUCACGAAAUUAAAUUUGCAGUGCCAAAGGGAAAAGGUUUUCAAAAAUUUACCAUUGAUAAUAAUCAAAGCGAUGACGUUAAAGAACGAGAAUGAUUUCUUUGAAUAUUCCCAUAGAGUUAGUCACUCAAUAGAGUUAGUCACUCAAUUGCCAUCAAGGACACAACAAA